This is a messenger RNA of Schistosoma intercalatum, 5042 nucleotides long. Lineage: Eukaryota; Metazoa; Platyhelminthes; Trematoda; Strigeidida; Schistosomatidae. The record is from the annotation of a GenBank genome assembly.
AUGAAAUCUAGAAAAUCCCAUGUGGAAGUAACAUUUCAGUCGGCUAAACAACAAAACAUCAAUAAUGAAGACAAUUAUAGUAGUGAUCAUAGUGAUGAAGUUUCACUAACCGGUCUACGAACAGUUGGUUCAUCAUUUCAAGAGGAUAUAGAUUCUGUUAUUUCUAUAUCCAGUCUUGAAGAUGAUAAAGAAGAGAAGAUAGACAAAAAUCAACUCCCAAGAACAACCACAUUGCAUGAAACAUUGAAUUUACAACAAACUGAUUGUGAAAUGACUUUGGCUACUAGUGAGUCUGAGAAUAAUCUACAGGGAUUGUUGUUUACAUCAACAAAAUCUAUCAUGAGUAGUAUUGAAGGCAAUGAGAAUAAUAAAUAUUCUGAACAAAAUUAUAGAAUUCCGAUGAAUUCCCCUGAAGAACAUGAAUUACCCAUCUUAUUACUUCCACAUAUUUCAAUGAUUGGUCAUCAUUUAUUAAAUAGGUUAAGUUUUAUUCAUAUGCAUUUUAUAGAUUGCUUAGAAGACAGUUUAAAAAUAAGGGAUAAAUUGGAACUUCGACGUGAUGUUUUACGUCUUGUUGACAAUAUUGUAUCAAUGGGAAAUUGGAUUGAAGAAAAGGAGAGAAUUUUGUUAACAUUCAAUCCUGUUAUAUAUCCUUCAAUGGAGUUUUUAAAAUCUUUACCAAUACCAUGUCCUAUUACUGUUACGGAAGAAAUUAUUCACGCUAUAUCACAACUCUCUAUACAAGCUUAUCGUUUUAAAACAUUUGAACAUGAACUAAUAAGUCAUGCCAAUUUAAGAUUAAGUGAAAUUGGAAUGCUUCAUGAAGGAUUAUCGGAACAUUUAAAGAAGCUUGACAAAGAAAGGGAUUUUAGUAUUCUUCAAUUUAUUCAGUCUACUAUAAAACUUAAUUUAUCAGUCGAGGAUUAUGUAAAUGACGAUGAAGAUGAUGUUGAUGAUGAUGAUAAUGAUAAUGAAGAGGCACAGGAGGAAGAGGAUAGUAGUGAAUCCAGAGAUAAACCAUAUGAAAUUAGUGUGGAUAAAGAAAGUAUUCAAGAAUUUGUUAAAACAAACCGUGAAAAUAAAAUGUUUUACCUCCGUACAUCGAAAAACUUUAGUGAUGAACAAACUGACGACAACAAUGUUGACGAACCAAAAUAUUCAAAAUUAUUAGAUUAUAUUAACAAGAAAUGGCAACGUUUGAAGCUUUUACUCAAUGCACGUCAUGAACGAUUUGAAUUGGCUGCAUAUUUAUCAAAAUACCAUACUUUAUGUCAAAGUACAAAAGAAUGGAUAAUACGUAAAAGAGAAUUACUCAUCUCAACUGAUGAUUUAGGCACAGAUUUAAAUAGUGUUAUGCAAUUACAAAGAAGAUUAUUAGGUUGGGAAAAAGAUUUUAUUGCAUUACAAGAUGAAAUACAAAGUCUUAAUGUAGACGGUGAAAGAUUAUUGAAAGCCCUAGUAGAGGAAGCUCCACAAAGAAGAGAUUUAUACCUUAUCUCCGGAGAAUUGUAUGCUUCAAAAGAAGUCAAUCAUUUAAGAUUAGAGUUGAAUCAGGAAUGGGAACUUUUACAAGUAGAGUUAAAAAGUCGUCAAGACAAAUUAUUAGCUUCAGCUGAACUGCAACAAUUUUUUCAGAGUUUAGAUGACAAUCAAUUAUGGUUACGUAAUAUUGAAAUUCGUGUAGCAACACAUCAAUUACCAUUAUCUGUAGAAGAAGCCAAAGCUGAAAUUGAUAUACAUAAAGAAUUAGGUGAAGAAAUUUUAGCUCGUAAAGAUGAAUAUAGUGAUUUAAUAAGUUAUGGACGAUGUAUUACAGCUGGUGAAACAGAUGUACAUUACAUACAACUUGAUCAACGUUUAGAUAGAUUAGAAAAUGGUUGGUCAGAAUUAAUGCAAAUGUGGACAUAUGAACAAAAACUUUUACAACAGAAUUUAAACUCCCAGAUGUUUCUACGUGAUGUACAUUUAUUUGAAACUUUGUUGUCAACACAAGAAAGUAAACUAAUAAAUUAUCAACUCAUAAAACAAAAGAAUACAACUGAUAUUGUUGCUUCGUUGAAAUCUCAAAAUGAAAUUGUUCAAUGUUUAAUCAAUGCUAAUGAAUCAUUGAAUAAUUUAUGUGAUACCGGGAAUCAACUCAUUAAAGAUAAAGUAUAUUCAAUGGAGAAAAUACAAAAUAAAAUUGUUUUUAUAAAAAACAGAUAUAUCACACUACUUGAUGAAGCUCGUACACUAGUGGAUUCAACUAAAGAUUUAAUAGCACUUCGAGAGAAUAUGCAACAAAUUCAAACGCUCCAAGAAUGGCUUAUAGAAAAAAAAGAACUUGCUGAAGAAUACGAUCAGGCAGGUAAACUAUCAAAUAUGAGUUCACUGGUACCAUACAAAGUAUUCGUCAGUAAACAAUAUACACAACAUCGCGUACUUGAAAGUGAAAUUCAAUCUAAUAAUGAUCGUAUUGAACAGGUUUUCCAAAAUGUAGUCAAUACCAUUGUACAAUAUCCACGUAUUGCGGACCAAUUGAGUGAAUCACUUGGUGAUUUUAUGAUACUAUGGGAGAAUCUACGUAAAUCAUUACGGGAAAGAGGUGAUUAUAUGGUUGAGUUACAUAGGGCGAUUAUAUUUGAAGAUGGAUACAACGAAUUAAAUCGUUGGUUAGAUAAAUUUUUUAUAGAAUUUUUAUCUUUUAAAUCAUUUGAUCAAUUAAAACAAUUCGAAGAACAUGCUGAACAAGAUCCAUCAAUAAUGAUGGAAAGUUUAAUCGAACAAUUCACAUCAGAAUAUAAUCAGAAUAUGAAAAUGAUUGAAGGAACAACAGAAUCAUCAAGUGACAUUUUGGAAUAUCUUAUAGAAAAUAAGUUUAUGAAUCAAAAUUGGACCAAUAAAGCCAAUAUACCAGGUUGUACUAGUAUGAAUGAGGUAUCUUCUUAUUUGAACAAAAUGACCGAAUGUUUAAUCAAUAUUGAUGUAAAGAAAAAACUUCUAGUGGAACUUUAUGAACAUUCCAAGAUCCUAUCAAAUCUUGAUAACCAAAAUCAGAAUACUGAAGCAGAGUUAAAAAUGAAGAGUUUAAUCAAGAAAUUUUGGAAAAUUCAAAUAUUUGUUUAUGAACAUACUGAAGAACUGAAAGCACAAAAACACAUUUAUCAACUUUAUAGAGAUUUAGAAAAUGAGAGGAUUUGGACUCAUGAAAAACUUCUUUUAGCCGAUAACACUUAUAUUGGUCGUUCCUUAUUUGCUGUAAAUCAGCUAAUCAGGCAACAUCAAUUACUCAUAAAAGAAGUAGCCAAUAGGAGAAAUAGAAUGGAAAUCGCGAUACAAGAUGCAGAUCAUAUUAUAACGAAAUUUCAAUCAACGUUUGAAAUAGUCAUUGAUGAUGAUGAUUGUAAAACGAUUCAACAAUCAAAGAUUAGAUCGUCUGAGAAAACAAUAACCAUUCAAACAGACGAUCAUUCUAUCAUUGAAAUUGAAUUAUCCACUGAUAUAGGUGUAAAAUAUAAAAUCCCUAAGAAAAUUCUAAUUGAUUUGCAUACAUUAGUGAUAGAAUUACGUUAUGAUUUAAAAAAUCUGAUUGAUCGGAUGUCUAAACGUACUGAACGAUUAAAUAUAGGCUUUCAAUGUUUUACACAUCUUGGUGAAUUUGCAGAAUUACGCAGUUGGUUACAAGAGUGUGAAGAUAUGUUACUAUUAGAAUCAAGAGCUAGUCGUGAUAUAAUUACAGCUAAAACUGAACUUAAAAAACAUGCUCAUAUUGAAUUUCGUGUAAAUACGCUGUUAGCAAAUUGUGUUCGUGAUUUCAAUCAGAAAUCAUUGAAACUAAUCAAUGAAUUUUUGGAACGUAAAGAAAAAUACAAAAAUCAACUAGAUUUAAUUAAAACAAAUGAAAAUCUACAAAAAGUUGUUGAGCAAUUGUCUGCAAUGCAAGUUGACCAACGAACUACUCAAAGUCAAUGGUCACAGUCUAUUCUACAUGAUGAGAAUAUGAAUAAAGUAAAACAAAGUUCAUUUGAGAAUUUAAUAAAUCGUCGUAAACUUCGUAGUCAAAUUAAACAAAUACGUAAACGUAUCCAAGUUAUACAGUCUAUUCAACGAAUUAUGGAUCGUCAAUAUGCAAGUCUAUUAGAUGUUUGCGUACAGAAACGUCAACGUUUAGAAGAAAUUCUAUCUUUGAGCAUUGUUUAUGAAGAAGUUUCAGAAUUGAAAAAUUGGUUAAAUCAACAAAUCACUGUAGCUUCUUCAACAUACACUGGUCGAAAUUUGAAUGAAUGUGUAUGUAUUAUCAAUCGCUUUGUGCAUUUUGGUGAAAAUCUUCUAGGUGAAUCUUUUACAUCAUUUCUGGAAGUUGAACUACAUUCAUUUGAUCCUAUUUCAACAGUAUAUACCAUGAACAUAACUGAUCAAUUUGUACAUACAUCUGGUUUAGCUUCUGAACGUACAGCAAGAGUUAUGAAUAUGUGUCGUUGUUUAAUACGUACAAAACAUUCAGAUUCACCACGUAUUGCAUUUUGGCAAGAUAUUAUUUCAGAAACAUGGGCUGAUCUACGUGAAUUAAUUUAUUCACGAGUUAAAUUAUUAAUUUCAGCUGCUCAUCGAUUUAUUUUUAUAAUUCGUUGCUAUGAAACUUUGAAACUUGUUCAAGAAAAAUCUGAUCAAUUGUCUCAAUCCAUUGGUAAAGACGUACAAGCCAUUUGUAAACAACUUUCAUUGUUAUCUGCAUUUGAACAAGAUGUCCAAGCUCUUGAACCACUAAUUAAUUGGGUAGAAAAAGCAGCGGAUUACCUUCUUCCUCUUUAUUCUGGUAAUUGGACUAAACGUUUAAAAAAACCACGUGAUAUUCUUCUCUCUGUCUGGUAUCAACUUAAAGAUAGAACUCAUCUUCGUCGUAUCAGAUUAAAACGUUCUAUUGCAUUAUAUCGUUGGAUAUCCAAUUUAGAUGCUUUUUUCAACUGGACCCAACAAUGUCAAAAAGAAUUAGAACGUAUUGAAAUGGAUAUAUGGAAUAUGAAUCCACCACAAUCUACUGUAAUCAAGAAAUCGAAUCACAU